Molecule: messenger RNA, 320 nt
Organism: Staurois parvus
Lineage: Eukaryota; Metazoa; Chordata; Amphibia; Anura; Ranidae
Source: the annotation of a GenBank genome assembly
GAUUGGCAGAGAGGGGUGGGGGACACUGAAUGGAGGUCAGUGGAGGGAUUGGCAGAGAGGGAUGGAGGACACUGAAUGGAGACCAGUGGAGGGAUUGGCAGAGAGGGGUGGCAGAUACAGAACGGAGGGAGUUACAAUAGUCAAGGUGACAGAUAACCAGGGAGUGAAUAAGUUGCUUAGUAGUAUCCGAGGUUAAGAACGGCCGUAUCUUGGAGAUGUUGCGGAGGUGAAGUCUACAAGAUUUGGACAGCGAGUUUGAGGAAGUGGAGUGACAUCCAUGCCGAUAUGUCGCUUACUAGGUUAGUAAUGUGAGAAGAGAC